This is a messenger RNA of Homarus americanus (American lobster), 2400 nucleotides long. RefSeq lists its product as uncharacterized. The coding region runs from base 686 to 1510 and encodes 274 amino acids. The transcript is spliced from 5 exons. The record is from RefSeq and is a predicted model, not a curated record. NCBI's taxonomy places the organism in Eukaryota, Metazoa, Arthropoda, Malacostraca, Decapoda, Nephropidae.
AGAUAAAUUAAAAGCCAUAAAUAAAACAAUUACAUCAGGUAAUAACUCUUAUCAGUGCUUUAUCAAGACUUUUACCAAAUGACAUGUGAUAUAUCUACUGGAAUUCCUGAAAUAUUUACAGUGGGGCCUUCAACAGGAGAGGAUCUGCUGGCCUAAACACAUACAAAUACGUUAAUUAAAUAGUGAUACAUAUGUGUGUGUGAUCAGUAUGGAGGCAUAAUUUCAUGUGUAAUAAAUGACUCAUUCUUUGUGAUCAAGUAAGUGACAAUAGUUCUCUUUUUAUAAUAAAUAUACAAAAUAUAUAAAAGAAAUAUAUUAAAAAAGUGACACAGAAUAAUACAAUACAUAGAGCAAUGAAGAAAAUAUAACUCAUCAGUCAAGUGGAUAAAGUUUGUUUGUUAAAUAACAUAAGUAGGAAAUUUCUGAGGCAAGGGAAUAAUUUACUUGUGGUAAUUAUGAAGUUAGAAAAACAUGAUAUAAAGUAAUUGUGAAUUACCGAAUUUGUGUGUGGGGGGAGACGAGAGAGAGGAAGGAGGUGGGGUAAGAAAAUUGCUGAAUACCGUCUGGAAUUUUUAUCGAAACGGUGAAUCAUGUGUUGAAGAGUUUGUCAAGAGGAGGUAAACUUGUUCUUAGUGUAGAGACUUGGACACUUGGACACUGUUUGGCAAAUGAUCGCCUCACCAUCAUGGCCGAGAGUGACCACGAGACCCUCACAAGUGAAUCUGGCAUGAGGAAGUUUUUCCGAGGUAUUCUGCCACACUGGCCGGACUCAUCGCCACAGGGAGGAGCAACGCCGGUACAUAAUGAAACAUUGGACACGGGUAAUGGGGAAUUCCACUUCACAGACAACACACGCCUCAAGAGGAAGUCAUCUCUCCUGAGGGAAAAGGAUGAAUCAGAGGACUCAGAUUAUGAGGAGAAUCUUCCAUCGUGCAAAAGACAGCGUAUCACAGUAGCAGCCAUGAGUCGUCUCUUUGCCAAGUUCAGCCUUUGUGACGGAGAACACAGCAACGACGUACCACCCGGGGAUAAGAGUGAAGACACAUCAACAACCAAUUCUAACUUGGAUGAAAAGCUCGCCAUUCCAGCACAAACAUCUCAACCAGAUCCGAGCUCGUCUGGGAACACGGAGGAGAAGGAUGUCUCCACGGCUCACAGCAACAACAACGAUGAAGACAUUCCUAACAUGAACAAUAAAGUGAGCGAGUUUAAGAAAGUGAAACGUGACAAUAAACCCGCAGACCUCGAUGAUCCGCCAGUGGGAAAACGACGGAAAACCGGCGACGUCGCAUCGGAACGGGAGGAAAACGACGAACGUCUCCCGGAGAAAAGCGACGCGCCAUCCGAAGACGCCGGGAAAAACAACAAACGGCAAGUCGAAGUAAACGAGAGUGACAAUGAUGAAGACAAAGAGCGUUCGUCCAAAGUAAAACGCACCAGGAGACUGAGAAGGGGACUAAGACUGUGUACAAACAUAACCUGCUAUAUUGAACAAGUCCUCUACAACUAAGACAACACACACAGUAAUCACCAAGAACAAUCACUAAUAUUUAAGAUCACAUACGAGUAGUUCAUAAAAGAUAUAUACGUGUGCGUGUGUGUGUUUGUGUGUGUGUGUGUGUGUUUGAGGUGAUUUUGUUUUAGCAUAUUUUAGAGAAAUUUUACAGUGUAUCUUGGACGAGUGCAAGCAUAGUGGCAAUUAUAUAUUCAAGAGACGGUGAUAACUUAAUACAGUACUGAAAAUUGACGAAACAUUGCCAGUACAGUAUUCAACUUUUCUCCCCGUUUUAUGCUUAAGGACACUGAAUGAUUACCGACAAAAUAAUACGGUUAGAGAAUGAUGUGAUGACUAUGUUAACGUCUUAGUCUCUUAGUUGGUAAAUGUUAGAAUGACAACGUUCAUCACUCAUUUUAUACGGCAAUAUCAAAUGAUCAUUUCAUAGUAAUUUUUUUUUUACCAUAAUACUGUAAAAAGUUCAUGUACUGUAAAUAGUCCCAUUUUAUGUAUUAGUGAUGUUAUAUUAUAGUAGUAAUAGUGACUGGUAAUUGGGCAUGAGGAACACAUUCUCCAUAGCCCCAGUACAUCACAGGUACUGACUGAUAGGAGGCAAAGAUAUGCUUACUGAGUGGCCAGUCAAUUACUCUUCCCUGAGUGGCCAAAAAAUUAAGCUCACUGAGUGGUCAUUCAAUAAAUGUCACUGAAUUAUCUGAAUGUUAAAGCUCACUUAUUGGCCAGUGAGUCAAGCUCUCUUCUCUCAGUGUAGGCUAUGUGUUCCACUGCAUGAAGCUGAGAAUGAAGGUUGAUAGACAGAUUCAAAUAAUAUUUUUGACACUGCUCAUUUUCAACUGAUGGUCAUUAUUAUGUUACACAGACAUACUGAAACAUUAAAUAGUGAAGAG